Chionomys nivalis (European snow vole) is the source of this 5059-nucleotide messenger RNA. It is a transcript of the gene Cmpk2, whose product is annotated as cytidine/uridine monophosphate kinase 2. The record is from RefSeq and is a predicted model, not a curated record. Gene Ontology annotation, molecular function: dTMP kinase activity. The transcript has 5 exons. Lineage: Eukaryota; Metazoa; Chordata; Mammalia; Rodentia; Cricetidae. Gene Ontology annotation, biological process: dTTP biosynthetic process; dUDP biosynthetic process; dTDP biosynthetic process. Gene Ontology annotation, cellular component: cytoplasm; mitochondrion. The coding region runs from base 128 to 1477 and encodes 449 amino acids.
AAAGCGCGGCCACACCCGAGGUAUCGCGGGCUGCCGUCUUUGCUUUCGUUUCUCACCGAUCCUGGGUCCUGUGGUCACCCGCAGUUUCGUUUCCGAGGCGUGGCGGAGGGCGCGGUCCGGGACACCCAUGGCCUUAGUGAGCCGCCCUCGAGCCCCACUGUGGCUCGGGCGACUGUCUCGGCAGCUGUGCGCGCGGCACCGGGCCUGCACUGGGAGCAUGGUUCGGCAGCGGCGGUUCGCUGUAGAAAUGCCGGAUUGCUCCCUGACUCAUUUCGUCCUAGGGGACACGGCAGGUCACCCGGACUCACGCCUGGCAGCACUGCUAGGGCCCCCGGGGCGCAGUUACGCAUUGUGCGUGCCGCUGGCCCCGGGCACAGGCUGCGGUCCCCGGGUGCAAGCGGCCCGGAUGCACCAGCGUCUGCUGCUGCAGCUGCGCCGCGGUCCUUUGCAGCGGUGCCAGCUGAGCAAGCUGCUGGGCUAUGGUCCUGGCGAUCAGGAAGGUGAAGCCCAGCAUGGCUUCCUGCUGCGAGACCCUUGCGACCAUCCAGACACUCGGCGUGCCUUGCUGCAGCUCCUGAACUCCUGCCAGGAGGCGGCGCACCCGCAGCUGGCCGAAUUCCAGGCCGACUCUCAGGGAUUGCUGUGGCAGCGCUUGUGGGAGCUGCAGGGAGACAGGCAGGUUCAAGUGGAUUGCGCAUGCGUCCUGCCGGCACAGGAGCCCCUUCUGCACCCAUUGCUGCCAGAUCUGCUCAACUCCGCUGUGUUCCAAGACAGGGAUGCUGCACGGGCGGUAUUGGAGGAGUGCACAUCCUUUAUUCCUGAAGCCCGGGCAGUGCUUGACCUGGUUGACCAAUGCCCAAGGGAGAUUCAGAAAGGAAAGUUCCAGGUCAUUGCCAUCGAAGGACUGGAUGCCACCGGGAAAAGCACCGUGACCCAGGCAAUGUCGGAGUCUCUCCAGGCCGUCCUCCUACAGUCGCCACCCCCCUGCAUCGGCCAGUGGAGGAAAAUCUUUGAUGACGAACCGACCAUCAUUCGAAGGGCAUUUUACUCUUUGGGAAAUUAUCUGGUGGCUUCUGAAAUAGCUAAAGAGUCAGCCAGGUUCCCUGUUAUUGUUGACAGGUACUGGCAUAGCACGGCCACCUAUGCCAUAGCCACUGAGGUGAGUGGAGGCCCGCAGUACCUGCCCCCUGCCCACCACCCCGUGUACCAGUGGCCAGGAGACCUGCUGAAGCCUGACCUGGUCCUGCUGCUCACGGUGAAUCCUGAGGAGAGAGUGAAGAGACUGGAGGGCCGGGGCCUGCAGAAAACUAAAGAGGAGGCCGAACUUGAGGCCAAUAAUGUGUUCCGUCAGAAGGUGGAAGUGACCUACCAGCGUAUGGAGAACCCCAGCUGCCACAUGGUCGACGCCAGCCCCUCGAGAGAGACUGUCCUACAGAAUGUUUUGCAGCUGAUCCGGAGCGCUGGUCAUUCAUUGUAGUUCCUCCGGCCGUGUGCCUCAUCACACCCAAAGAGAAGUUGCCUGAUGCGCCUGUACCCAGCGCUUGUCUGCAGCUUCUUAGAUUCGGGUGCUGUGAGCAUACUAAGGGGGGGAAACUGGAGAUUUUUGCUUUAUCCCUGACAGACAGAACCAGUCUGCAGCUGCUAAUCCUUUUCUACCUGAUCACGUACCACCAUCUUCUUGGGAUAGACUUUACCACUACGACCACCUAGAAAGGUCUUCUGAUCCAGUGGGUGAGCCUGCGGAGGUCUUCCUGCACCUGGAAGCUGAGGCUAUUAGAUGUGGCCCAUACUGAUCAAUUGUGACGGGCUAGCCUCAUUUCCUUUCGCCCUAAAUCCUAUAGCUAAGCAUUGUCACAGAGCCAGGCUGUCCCCGGAUGUUCCCUUGGAGCCAUUUAUGGUUGGGGAUACUUGCAGAGAAGUCAUUGAUCUUGCUUCAGAGGUUCAAAGAGCACCUUGUGCACCUGAAUGAGCAUUCAGACCUGCCUAGACUUGCAUCCCUAAGCUGCCGGCAUGCCAACCCCUCUUGUUCUCCUUUGCUUGUCUGCAUUCUAAUUCUCUCCUUUGAAAUCCAGUCGUGAGUGUAAUGAGCAGUCUGCACGGAGCUGGAUGUGUUUCACUUACUCAACGCAGUGAUUUGUUUAUAUUGAUGUUUACAUCGUGCGUUUCCUCCGUGUAAGAGCUGUGAGUCACUCACCAAAACCGAGGCCAAGGAGCUAAAUGCAGCAUUUGCUGUGUGUUUUCAUUACACAAAUUUGAUUUGUCUUAAUAAACGCCGUGGAUUCUGGAGUGAGAUUUCAGAGUAAAUUAUCUUGCACUUUGAAUGUCUUCUGAUUACAUGUGAAGCUGUGACAUCAUCUUGAAGGGCUCUUUGGAGAGAGAAAGGAGCCGUGGAAGGGAGGAGUCCCGGUGGCUCUGUAGCCGUGGCUGAGGCAUGGAACAUCGAUAGUGUUAACAGUUUGAUCUGAAAGAGGACAGCUGGUGGGCCUGGUGGCACAGCCCUCUAGUAAUAUUUACUUGGGAGGCUGAGACAGGAAAAUUGAAAGUUCAAGGUCUUCCUGGGCUACAGCCUAUGUGCAGGGCUAGCCUGGGCAAUACAGUGAGACCUUGUCUCAAGAGGAAAAGGAUGAAGAGGACUGGGGGUGAAACUCCACAGCACAACCCUGCACUGAAUAUUCUAUCCCUGGGUUCAGGCCCUGGGUUCCAUUCUCAGUACCAUAAAAAUUAUAAGCAGAAAAACAAAUAAAUAUGACUAAGCAAUUAAGUAAUAAAAGGAAUUGAGUAAUUUUUUGUCAUAAGGAGGUGGUUGGGUCAGAUUAUUAUUUAACAUUCCAAUUUUGGUGUGGAUGCCUCUUUACAUCAUUUUGGACCCACAUCCCAUGUCCCAGUUCAUAAGAAGAAUUCAUCCCCAAGAAAUUAUAAGGAUAGCUUUAUCAGCUUUCCCUUAAUCUUAAAUUAUAAUAAGAUUUAGUAUUAACAUAUCAAUAUUAUGUUUUUAUCUCUUUUGGAACUAUGUAUAACUUAUACAUAACGUGUCUAUGUAUAUAAGUAUGCUGCUGGCUUCAGUAGAACAUAUUUUUAAAGCUGGUAAAUAGCAUUAGGGCUCUCUAAUAUGGCGGUUACUUCCACAAACUGUUUUGUUCAAGCCUUUCUGAGUCAGCUGCACCAGAAACCUGGGAGAAGAUCUUAAUGUUCUCUUCAUGAAACCUUCCGGGGAAUAAAUGUACUGGGAUUUUCCUAACCCAAUCUGUCAUUACGGUUGUGUGACAUAUUUGUCUGAACAUCCCCAUGCGAGUUUGUCUUUCCACAGUCUAUGGUUCUUAUGUACAUGAGAAGGUAGAAGUUAUGAGUUUGGGAUCUGUGGUCAGUGAGCUUUGGUGGGGAAAUGUUUGUUUCAAACAUUAUUUUCACAUCAUAAAUAUCAAAGGGAAUAAAAAGAAAUCCAUGCCCUAGACAGAUGAGAGGUAGAUGAUUUACAUUAGAAAACACAGUGGCUCCUACCAAUGCCAACAUGCAUGGCUCUGUUCACGGCAAGGUGGGGGUGUGUUCUUAUGGCAGGAUUCCUUCUUAAUAAGGGAAGUUCAGCUCGGCACAUGGCUGCUAAGACCACAGUAUUCAGGUCUGAGUUUCUCAGACACUUAGAUGUGUCUGGCUGGCUGGUUCUGGCAAAAGGAACAUGAGUACUGUCUAGUGAAUAUGUUCCUUUUCUUCUUCUGCCCUCACUAGGAUCAGGUAGUAACCAGGAGGAGAUUCUACAGAGAGGCGAACUGCAGGAUAGGUAGCUGUGAUGAGUGAGGUCUUUGCUGAUUAGGGAUACACAGAACAGAUGGGAUCUAAUGUUCACAGGUCUCGUGUACCUAAAGCAUACCUUGCCACGGUUUGCUCCCCUGUAUUCAUGCACAGUAUGAUGGUUAAUAUUGACAGGAUCCGGAAUCUCUGAGAUACAGAUAUCUGGGCCUAUCUGUGGAGGGUUUAUUUGAAGCAAGAAGACCCACUCUUAACAACAGUGACAUUAGUCCAUGGAAUGGGGUCCUGGGCUGGAUGAAAAGGGGAAAAAGAGCUUAGUACUAAUAGUUAUUGGCAUCUGUUUCCUGACUGCAGAUGCAAUGGGACCUCACUCUCGCACCACGCCUUCCCACCUAGAUGAACUCAAGUGUGAGCUGGGAAGAGUCUUUUCUUGGUGAAGCUGCUCUCAUCAGGUGUUUUGAUAUGACAAUGGGAAAAGUAAGCUGUGAACACUCUUACCUGGAUGCACAGCUUCCUUCUAGAAAUGAUUGUAUAUCUUGAACUCCCUUGUAGCGAUGUGAGCCUUAGAACCUGAUCUGGCUGGUGCGAGUGUGACCAUCAGGCAUUGACAAGACCCCUUCAGGACUAUUGGUUGUACAGGGUUAGGUUUGGGACUUUAUGUUUUUCUGUCAUUUGCUGGUUGGAGGACGACCAGAGCAGGGAGAAGCCUUUGUCUUCAGAGAGGAGAGAUGGUAGAGGGGUGAAAGCACAAGUCUACCAGGCAAGACCACUUACCCUUGAGCUCUAUCGGAGAGUAACAUACAUCUCACUGUGUCAAGCCAUCUCUCGUUUUUGCUCUUACUCUUUGUUACACAGCAAAUUGUCUUCCUUUUUAACAUAUACCCAGUUAAACUUAACCUAUUACCAUAUAGCGAGUUUGUGUUUUUGAGCCCUCAGCUGCUUCUAACUUAUUAAUAAAGCAAAUCUGUAAUGAAUUGCAAUUUGGUGUGCGCUAGAGGAUGAGGUGAUGUAAGAGAGAGGAUGGCUAAGCUUAGCUCUGAGAAAUGGAUGGUCCUCCUUCAAACCAACCGAGGAUGUCUGCACUUUCUUGACUUAUACUUUUUGACUUGGAAACCUCAUCAAGGGUACAAUAUUCUGCUCAGGACGCUCAACUGGAAAAUCCUUUCUUCAAAAGGCUUCCCUGGUUGAUUUCUAUUGGAUGUUGUGAAUGUUGGGCUCAAAAGACACUCAGGAAAAAUGGUGAACUGUGGUGCCUAUAGCAUACCAAGGUGCAUGCUGGCUUCUCUCUCUCUCUCUCUCUCUCUCUCUCUCUCUC